Haemonchus placei is the source of this 1302-nucleotide messenger RNA. NCBI's taxonomy places the organism in Eukaryota, Metazoa, Nematoda, Chromadorea, Rhabditida, Trichostrongylidae. The record is from the annotation of a GenBank genome assembly.
AUGGCGUGCACCUUCUAUAGGGAGAUUCCCUCAUUCGAACUUCGUUUUGCUUGCAAUUUCAAAGGUUGCCUCGAUGACCGUCCCAUGAGUAUGAUGGGAGCUAUUGAACACCAGGCGUUCCAUUUUUGUGAAGUUUACAAAACACAAGCCCAUUUCAACUUCAAAUGUGAGUACUGUAAUGUAUAUCACGUAAAUAAGAGCCAUCAUCGCCUCUGUUUGGACGACAAAAGCGGAAUUGGUCAUCUGCCUCAUUUGCGUUCAAUUUACACGGUACCAAUGUCUGAUCAAGAAUUUCACAGCUGCGUGGACUUUAGCCGCUUCGCAAACCAUCACAUGAUCCCCAUGACAGCUGAAGGGAUUCGGCUAGUUCCUGCUGAUUCUAGUUUUCCCCCACCACAGGCUCCAUACAAUUUCAGCUCGUCAUUGCCUGGUCGCGGUAUCGAUGCUACUCCCGCUUAUAACAACAGAAAUUCCAACGUCUCUUACCGUGAUCUCGGCAAGCGCAAUUGCUAUGAUAAUUGCGACGAACACACGAGUCCGGAUAAAUUUGGACGAUCAGGGGGAUUCCAAGAUCAAUCUAAUAAUCGCGAUAGUCGAGGGCGUGGGCGUGGAGGUUCUCGUGGGAGAGGAGAACGUGGAUUCAGUCGUGGUCGUGGGCGUGGCGGUGGAAAUCGAGACAACGAUAAUGGGCGUGAAAAUACUUUCCGAGGCCGUGGACGUGGUAGAGGAGGUGACAGUACGCCUGGUACGGAUUGGAAGCCUAAAAGAGAACGUUCCUACUCACGUUCAACUAGUCGCAGCCCAUGUUCACCGCUGGCGAAGAAAGGCCAUACAGGUAACAAAACACAGCAACGCUCCUAUUCUCGAUCAAGAAGUAACAGUCCUGCAAAGAAGCCACCCAGAGAAAGAGUCUCAAAGAGGCGGUCAUCGAAGUCGUACUCUCGAAGUGGUAGCCGUAGUCGUAGUCCUCCACCAAAUGAUCUCAACAAUAAUGAUCCUCCUAAUACGCGUGAAAACAGAACAUAUGAAAACGGUAGUCGAAGAAGUGUCUACGAUACCGAACCAGAGAACUACAUGAAUACUGGAUACGGAUCUGGUCGUCAGGCAAUGAGAGGUCAUCAACAAAGUAAUUCCGACCGCUCAUUCAGACAGUCUAAUGGUAGCGUGACUGGGUUACAAAAGAGCAACAGAGCAUCUUUCGAGAAGAAACGUGAUCGUAUGACCGACAGCGAUCACGUGGAAGCUUCACAAGGAGUCAAACGAGGAGCAAGGUACGUUCGAAUGAUUAGCUUCUGUUCCUGA